AUGGGUGCUGCCGGCGGUGGCUUCUCCCGGGAUGCCGUGAAGCAGAUUCCCGCUGAAGCCAAAAGGCUGUACAUCUGGCUUGCUGUGAUUUGGUCCAGCUACUGUGGUGGCCUGCAUGGAUUCAAUACAUCUAACAUAUCUGGGGCGAUGAGCCUGGAUCCCUUUGUCCGGGAUUUUCACUGGACGGAUCUGAGCGAUGCUAAAGUAUCAAAUAACAGUGGCUGGGCGGUCUCCUCCAUGCUCCUGGGGCAAGUGACAGGAAUCCUUAUAUCAGGACCUCUCGGUGAACGACGUGGGCGGAAACCAGUUAUCAUGGCCUCUGCCAUUUUCUAUACCAUUGGUGCACUACUAAUGUGCGGGAAUGUUGGUUCGUUUGCAGAAUUGCUCGUGGGAAGAAUCCUUUCCGGUAUAGGAUCUGGAUUCGGUAUGACAGCCGGGCCAGUAUACAUUUCUGAAGUUGCCCCCCAGGAACUACGUGGUAUGAUGACAACCUUCUACAAUGUCAAUAUCAUGGGUGGUGUGGCGGGAAGCUACUGGAUCAACUACGCUUCACAGGGUGUUAUCUCUUCUGAAUCUAGCUGGCAGUGGCGUACUACUUUCGUCUUGCAAGCUAUUCCAUCGGUCAUUCUCUUUGUUGGCUAUCCCUUCUUUCCGGAAAGCCCUCGGUACCUUAUGAUGCGUGGACGUGUGGAAGCUGCUCGCAGCAGUCUAUCACGCCUCCGAGGCGGGCUAGAGGAGUCCAAUGCUUACUUUGCCCGAGAGUGGAUGGAACUGCAAAGCAAAGUUGACACCACGGCGGAGGCAUCCUCUCAAUCAGCCCUCAAAUCAACACUUUCUCUUUUAAAAACAUGCGUCUCCGAUGCGCCCACACGUCGUCUUUUGACCUUCGUCACGUUGAUCCAGACCUUCUUCAUCAUGUCAGGAGGAAAUUCCAUUACUUACUACGCGCCGACAAUUUUGAAGUCAAUCGGUCUCAACUCCACGCAGGUCCUUCUGUUCACAGCUGUGUAUGGACUUAUCAAAGUCGUCUCCGUCUUCCUCUAUGCCUUCUUCUUUACAGAUCGUUUUGGUAGGCGGCCACUUCUUCUCAUUGGGUCCGCCGUAAACACGGUUUGCUUGCUCUACCUUGCCGUCUAUCUGGGAGUUGCCAAUCUGUCAACUUCAGCUGCUCCCUCACCGGCUGCCUGGGUCAGUAUCGUGGCAAUAUGCCUUUUUGCUGUCGGGUACGCCAUCGGCUGGGCGCCAGCCUUCUCCCUGACUGCAUCAGAAAUCUGUCCCACACAUCUGCGCGGCACCAUCGUCAUGAUUACAUUCACAUACCAAAACUUGCUGAAUUUUGGCAUUACGAGAGGAUUCCCCAAUAUGAUUGUUUCUAUGAAGUCCUAUGGGCCGUUUGCGCUCUUUACAGCGUUUACUGGGUGUGCCACCGUCUGGGUGUUUUUUGCCUUCCCUGAAUGUAAGGGACGCAGUAUGGAGAGUGCUAAUGCAUUGUUUUCACUCCCCUGGUAUAAAAUCGGCUUUCAGAAGGUUCCAACACAGGGUGAGACAAGAGAGAUUGAUGAUGAGGAAAAGGUGAUCUCCAUUCACGAUGAGGAUGUGCAGGCAAAAGACAAAGAUAUGAGGCCCUAA
Molecule: messenger RNA, 1629 nt
Organism: Aspergillus caelatus
Lineage: Eukaryota; Fungi; Ascomycota; Eurotiomycetes; Eurotiales; Aspergillaceae
Product: sugar porter family MFS transporter
Exons: 2
Coding region: 1-1629 (542 amino acids)
Biological process (GO): transmembrane transport; carbohydrate transport
Cellular component (GO): membrane
Molecular function (GO): carbohydrate:proton symporter activity
Source: RefSeq, a predicted model, not a curated record